This is a messenger RNA of Monodelphis domestica (gray short-tailed opossum), 2739 nucleotides long. Lineage: Eukaryota; Metazoa; Chordata; Mammalia; Didelphimorphia; Didelphidae. The record is from RefSeq and is a predicted model, not a curated record.
GCUCCGAAGGCGGGCUCCGGUGGAGAGGAGAGGGGGAGGGCCAGCCUAGGAGACAGGGCGGGGCAAUCUAGGUUCUGAACAGGCGACACAGAGGCUCCCGGGAAACCGGAAGUUAAGAUCUUAUCCAAUUCGGGGUCUUCGGCUUCCAAAGAUUUUUCCGUCUCGGCUCCUUAUCCGGCCCUGGAACUCCCUGCGUCCCGCGCUUCCAUCCUGGAGUCAAGGCCAGAAAAGAUGGAGGAGCUUCACCAGAUGGACUCACUGGGGCUACUUUGCUGCCUCUACAGGGAUCCUGGAGCCGCAGGGAUGGCCUUUGAGAGGGACAGACUCCCAGCCCAGAUGACGUUCAAGGAUGUGGCUGUGGAGUUCACUCAGGAGGAGUGGCGCCUCUUGUCCCCUCCCCAGAAGGAGCUAUACAAGGAGGUGAUGCUGGAGAAUGUCCAGAACUUGUAUUGUGUGGGGCUUCCAGCUCCCCCAGAAGACAUGAUCUCUUAUAUGGAGCAGAGGGAUUCCUCUUGGAUGCUGGAGCAAGAAGUUCUGAGGAGCUGCUGCCCAGAAGGAAAGAUUAGACCUGAAAUGAAGACAAAUCCAACAGAGAUGAACCUUCCUGUGGAUGAAAUGGACCUACAAAGAUUCAUGAGUGAUGUUCCUGAUAACUUUUCUUUCAAAGAAUUCUUUGUUCCACCUCCAGAUUUAUCUCAUAUCAAACAUCAAAGGAUGCAUGCUGAGGAAAAAUCUCGUGAAAGUAAUCAAAGGGGAAAGACUUUUAUGUACAGGUCCAAUCUUACUGGACAUCAAAGGAUCCACACUGGUGAGAAAUCUUAUGAAUGCAUGCAUUGUGGAAAGACAUUCAGUCAGAGAGGCCAACUUGCUGUACAUCAGAGAGUGCACACUGGGGAGAAACCUUAUGAAUGCAAGCAAUGUGGAAAGACAUUCAGUCAGAGACACCAUCUUGUUGUACAUGAGAGAAUGCACACUGGGGAGAAACCUUAUGAAUGCAAGAAGUGUAGAAAGACAUUCACUCGUAAUGCCCAUCUUGCUGUACAUCAGAGAAUGCACACUGGGGAGAAUCCUUAUGAAUGCAAGAAGUGUGGAAAGACAUUCAGUCAGACAUCUAGUCUUGCUGGACACGAGAGAAUACACACAGGGGAGAAACCUUAUGAAUGCAAGAAGUGUGGAAAGGCAUUCAGUCAGAGCUCCCAUCUUGCUGUACAUCAGAAAAUCCACACUGGUGAGAAACCUUAUGAAUGCAUGCAAUGCGGAAAGACAUUCAGUCGGAGACACCAUCUUGCUGUACAUGAGAGAGUGCACACUGGGGAGAAACCUUAUGAAUGCAUGCAGUGUGGAAAGACAUUCCCUCGUAAUUCCCAUCUUGCUGUACAUCAGAGAAUGCAUACUGGGGAGAAACCUUAUGAAUGCAAGAAGUGUGGAAAUACAUUUAGUCGGAGAGACUAUCUUUCUGUGCAUCAGAGAAUGCACACUGGAGAGAAACCUUAUGAAUGCAAGAAGUGUGGAAAGACAUUUAGUCAGAGCUCCCAUCUUACUGUACAUCAGAGAAUCCACACUGGUGAAAAACCUUAUGAAUGCAUGCAGUGUGGAAAUUCAUUCAGUUGGAGAGGCCAACUUGUUGUACAUCAGAGAAUGCACACGGGGGAGAAACCUUAAGAAUACAAGCUUUGCAGAAAGAUAUUUACAUGUAGCUCCAGUCUUGCUAUUUUAUGAAGGGAAUUUAACUUUCACCUGUCUGGGGAAACAUACCUGGCAUGAACCUGGACUUGACUCAGGGGCAAGAAUAAACUAGAAACCUUCCUAAUAUGAAGAGGACUGAAUGAAACAUGCCCAUGACCACCACUGUUUUAAAUUUUUUAAGAAAGUUGCUAGCUGGAGUAAUGAGAGGAGAAAUGAAGGGAUCAGAAUAGGCAUUGAGGACCCAAAACUAUCUCUUUUCCCAGGCAGCAUUUAGUAUAUGUGGAGAAUUAGACAAAUAGUUAUAAAAACAAUUAGCAACUUGAUCAAAGUUGUAGGAUGAUAAAAGGAAACCACAGAAUUCCUCUGUACUACCAGUCAAACAGGGGAGAUAUGGAAAUGGGAAUUCCAUUGAAAAUUACUAUAUACAAUAUGAAAACCACCUGGGAGUCCUCUACCAAGAUAACAGAACUUUAUCUGCUACCCUAGAAUUUUCUGUAGACUUUAUAUUAAUCUAUCAUUCUUCAUUGGUAAAGGCUAGAGGGAGAGAAAAAAAGAUAACAUGACAAUCUGGCUGGGUCUAAUUUAAAAUUGAUUCCACACCUCAGCUGCAUUGGGCUCCAGCAUCUGAGCACAACAGAAGGCAGUGGGAGCCGAUCAUUCAUUGCUCCAGAGAAGGGAGAGGGAGCAUUUAGAUGAAAUUAGCCCAGUUUUUGAAAUCAGCCUCAGACAUUUCCCAGUCUGAUGAUCUUUGAUAAACUGCAUAAUCUCUUUGAACCUCUUCCAAUUUCUGUAAGAGGGAGAGGAUAAAAACAGGGUUUUGUGGGGGUUAUAUAGGGUCAUACACAUGCAGUGAUUUCCAAAUCCAGAUCCUUCUCCAGGGAUGUCUAUGCUCUGGCAGUGUCAGGGUAAAAUAGCUUGGUUAUUCUAGUUAAUAAAUGUACUUGACUAGGAGUCAGUAGCUGAGGGAUAAUGGGAAAUUUUUGAUUAAUUGUUUAAAGUAUUGUUAUCUAAAAAUUGCUACUUUAUUAAUUAAAGAGUCAUUGUGUGACUGGA